Molecule: messenger RNA, 1176 nt
Organism: Oldenlandia corymbosa var. corymbosa
Lineage: Eukaryota; Viridiplantae; Streptophyta; Magnoliopsida; Gentianales; Rubiaceae
Source: the annotation of a GenBank genome assembly
AUGGGUUACAAAAUUCAAGUUUUAUGGACAGUUCUCAUUUCCUUUUCAACCUUUUUCAUCGUAACAACAAACGCAGCAACCUUCAAUGUGAUGAGCUAUGGUGCAAAACCAGAUGGAAGAAGUGACUCAACUCAGCCAUUCCUCAAGGCGUGGUCUUCGGCGUGUAGGUCCGUUCAGCCGGCGACAAUGUACGUGCCCCGGGGCCGUUACUUGAUAAAAGCGGCGGUGUUUCAGGGGCCAUGCCGGAGCCGAAUCAAUGUCCACAUUGAUGGCACUCUUGUUGCACCUGAGAAUUAUUGGCAUCUCGGAAACUCGGGUUACUGGUUGUUGUUCAUUAAGGUCAACCGGCUUUCGGUUAUCGGUGGCAUAUUGGAUGCUAAGGGCACUGCUUAUUGGAACUGUCGCCGGAGAGGAGGGAACUGCCCCGUCGCAGCAAGGUCAAUAACAUUCAAUUGGGUGAAUAAUGGGUUGAUAAGUGGCUUAACAUCAAUAAACAGCCAGCUGAUGCAUGUUGUAGUGAACAGUUGCAAUAAUGUCAGAGUUCAAAAUGUGAAGAUUAUAGCUCCAGCCGAAAGUCCAAAUACAGAUGGCAUCCAUGUUCAGGGCUCAAAUAGUGUUACCAUUUAUAACAACAUCAUUAAAACUGGCGAUGAUUGCAUUUCAAUUGGUCCAGGAACAAGAAACCUUUGGAUGGAAAAGAUUAAAUGUGGCCCUGGACACGGCGUUAGCAUCGGUAGCCUAGCUAGAGGCUUCAAAGAAGAUGGAGUUGCGAACGUGACACUAAUUAAUUCAGAGUUCAGUGGAUCAGACAAUGGUCUUAGAAUAAAAUCAUGGGCAAGGCCUAGCACAGCUUUUGUUACCAACAUCAAAUUCAGAAACAUCAUCAUGAAUAAUGUGGCAAAUCCCAUCAUCAUUGAUCAAAACUACUGUCCAAAUAAUCAAGGAUGUCCUCGCCAGACUUCUGGAGUGAAGAUCAAUCAAAUUACUUACCACAACAUAAGAGGAACUUCAACAACGCUGCACGCUGUAAAGUUUGAUUGUAGUCCAAGUAAUCCAUGCAGAGGGAUCAUAAUGCAAGAUAUAAGGCUAACCCAUUUGAAAAGAAAGGCAAAAUCUUACUGUAAGAACAUUAGAGGAACUACAAGAGGAGUUAUUUGGCACGAGAAUUGUUUGUAA